AUGUGGGCGGCACAGACUCAUUUGUUCUGUGCCGUCUAUAUCGCCGGCUUGGGGUUGGACUUCGUGAAGCUCGCGCUGGAAUCGGUUGAACAAAAACCAUUCAUCGCUGAUGAAGCCCAGAAACUACCAAAAGAGACCACCGCAAAUGUGUUUAACCGUAGCUUGUUCUGGUGGUUGAAUCCACUUUUGCUCCAAGGGUUCAAAGAUGUACUUGAGGCUGACAAGCUUUUAUCCAUCGAUGAGCGAGUCAACGAUGCAUCGCGUGGAGACCUAUUUGCACGGAAAUGGGACGCAGUGCAAACAAAGUCUUCCUUUGCUUUAAAGAUGCUGUUGAUCGUUCACCAUCGGUGGGCCAUAGCUUCGGCAUUUAUUCCUCGGCUUUGUAUGACGGGUUUCACCUUCGCGCAGCCAUUCCUUCUUACCCGCGUGGUCAGCUUUGUGUCUGAGAGCAAUGAUAGCACCAGCCGGAACUAUGGAUACGGUCUUAUUGUCGCCUCGGUGUUGAUCUAUCUGGGGCUAGCUGUGACAACUGCGAAAAGCCAGCACAAGACGUUCCGCCUCAUUACCAUGAUCCGUGGUAGUGUCGUGCCGCUUAUAUAUCGACACACUAUGCAGUUGGAUGCCGGAGUUGCACGGGACUCAGCUGCAUUGACCCUCAUGAGUGUGGAUGUUGAGCGUAUCAGCUCAGGUCUUCAAUAUGUUCAUGAAGUGUGGGCCAGUCCGAUCGAUAUUGGGCUUGCCCUAUGGUUGUUGGAGCGCCAGCUAGGUCUUGCUGUUGUCGCGUUUGCGUCUGUAUUUCUCUUCUGCACCCUUCUCGGUCUGGGGGUGGCCACUACUAUGGGUGGUCGACAGCAAAGGUGGCUUCAGGCCAUUCAAAACCGAGUUCAAGCCACAUCUGAAAUGCUGAAAAGCAUGAAGGAAGUGAGACUAGGCGGCUUGCAAAAUUUGAUGGCCGAGAAGCUCCGAGGACUCCGCAUAGUAGAGGUUUCGGAGUCGACGCCGUUCAAGCGAGCGUUGACACUGAUCGUUACCUUUUCUUACACCACCACGUCAACGGGUCCGCUCCUCGCAUUCACCAUGUACAGUUUGUUGGCGAAGCGAAAUGGAUCCACCAUGCUCAACUACGAUAAAGCUUAUACCGCUCUCUCGCUCUUUGCCCUGCUUCAAGCGCCCAUGGCCCUGAUCCUGGAUGCCAUUGCGGGACUGGUAUCUGCCUUGGGUGCACUGACACGCAUAGGAGCCUACUUGUCAAAGCCCACGGUCUCCUACAGCGAAAAGGGCAAACUAGCCCACCCGUCGGUAUCCACAGUGCUCAGUCAUUCCGCUUUCGAUGAGAAGAAAUCUCCCAACAUGGUGAUGGCCCAAGACUUCAGUGCUGGCUGGGAUCCCGCAAAGCCGAUGGUGAUCAAGGACCUCAGUUUCGAUAUCCGGCCGUCAAGUAUCAAUUUUGUCAUUGGGCCAGUUGCUUGUGGUAAGACAACUCUGUUGCUGGCCAUUCUCGGCGAGGUCAACCAUAAAGAAGGCCGGCUGGAAGUGGGGGCGUCGCGGGUGGGCUACUGCAGUCAAACGCCUUGGAUAACAAAUGGUACCAUUCAACGCAACAUUCUGGGUACAAGCUUGUAUGAGCAAAAGUGGUAUGACAAGGUUGUGGAAAUGUGUUUGCUCAAGGAAGACAUCUCAGGUUUCCCUCGUGGACACCAAGAAUGGGUCGGAAACAGCGGUAUGACCUUGAGCGGUGGUCAAAAGGCUCGACUGGCUAUUGCACGCGCUGUUUACGCCAAAGAAAGGGUCCUGCUGCUUGAUGACGUCUUCAGUGGACUGGACGGAAACACAGAAGAAAGCUUGUUCCACAACCUGUUUGGACCGGAUGGACUAUUGAAGGAGGCAGAAGUCACUGUAAUCCUCGCCACCCAUGCCGUUCAACGUCUUGUCUAUGCGGAUAACGUCAUUAUCCUGGACUCAGAAGGGCACCUUGCAGAUGAAGGCACUACUAACGAGGUUCUUGCAACUGCAAAAGAGAUGGCAUAUAGCCCACCGACAGGAAAGAAGCGUGGUGAGCCAUCUGAACAAGAUGAGGAACUUGCAAGGAUACUUUCUAUCGAAGAAGCACCAACGGGGGCGGACCGCAGAACUGGCGACACAGCUGUCUAUAAAUACUAUAUCCAGACAGUUGGUCCCUUCAGAACAGCGAUAUUCUUCCUUGCAUGCUCCGUCUUUGUUGUCGGACUAACGCUUCCCCAGUUCCUGGUGAGGUGGUGGCUGGCUCGAAGCGAUGAAUACACCGUGUCCCAUAUGAGCACGUACUUGGGUGCCUACGCGGGUCUCUCUGCGGUGGCAAUUAUCUCACUCCCUUUCGCUGUCUGGCAUCUCACUGAGCGAAUGUUGCCACGGGCCUCCAUGCAAUUCCACUCGUCUCUUCUCAGCACCAUCCUUCAAGCAUCCUUGCAAUUUUUCUCAACAACCGAUGUCGGCACUACCUUGAAUCGAUUUGCUCAAGAUCUUCAGUUAUCUGACAUGGAGCUUCCACUUGCACUGUUCAACACUUCCGUGGAACUCUUGCUCUGCACGGCCCAAUUGAUCAUCAUCGCAAUCUCGUCCAAGUGGAUUGGUAUUGCACUCCCAGCCCUGAUGGCGGUUUUUUACUUGAUUCAGAAGUUCUACCUGCGAACAGCCCGGCAGCUUCGUCUUCUCGACAUCGAAGCCAAAGCACCCUUGUUUUCUACUUUCAUGGAGCUUAUCGCUGGUCUAACAACCAUCCGAGCGUUUGGUUGGCAGACCGAGUUCGACAACCGCAAUCGCGAGGUGUUUGACCGAUCUCAAAAGCCGUUCUAUCUACUCUACUGCGUGCAACGCUGGUUGAACCUUGUUCUCGAUCUGGUAGUUGCAGCAGUAGCCGUGAUGGUCGUGACUAUCGGAGUGCAAACUCAAGGACAAGUUGAUGCUGGGUUUAUGGGAAUUGCUCUGGUCAACAUCGUGCAGCUGAGUAUCAGUAUCAAAGCUUUCCUUUCCAACUGGACUCAACUUGAAAUCUCCAUUGGUGCAGUCUCUCGUAUUCGAGCGUUUGUUCUGGAUGCACCAUCGACGGACUCAGAUGAAACAGAGAGUUCAAUCUCUCCCGAGUGGCCUGAGAGGGGCCAAAUUGAAUUCAAGAAUCUUACUGCGCAAUAUGAGGGCUCUCCCCAGCCAGUGAUUCGAAACCUUGAUCUCUCAAUUUCGCCGGGGGGGAAGAUUGCCCUUUGUGGACCGAGUGGAAGUGGCAAAUCAUCUAUCGCUUCCAGUCUCUUCCGUCUUCUGACUCCAAGCGAGGGUACAAUUACCAUUGAUGAUGUCGACAUCUCUACAGUGUCUCGCGACACACUCUACACCCGCCUCAUCUGCGUCACACAAUCACCUCACUUGAUUUCCGGCUCUAUUCGGGAGAACGUCGACCCCUUCAAUGCAACAAGUGAUGACCAAGCAAUUGAAGUAGCACUCAAGGAAGUCCAUCUCUGGGACACAGUGUCCUCGAGGGGUGGAAUCCAUGCCCAGCUCUCCGAAGGCUUAUUCAGUGUUGGGCAGCAGCAGCUACUAUGCCUAGCCCGUGCCAUGAUUCGUCCGGGCUCAGUGGUAGUGUUGGACGAAGUCACAGCCAGUGUGGAUCGGGAGACUGACCGCCAAAUGCAAGAGAUUAUUCGUCGGCACUUUGCCUCGCGUACAGUCAUUACAAUUGCGCAUCGCAUUUCCACCAUUCUGGAUGCGGACCGCGUCGCCGUGGUCUCGGACGGUGUCAUUGUUGAGUUGGGCUCUCCUACAAGCCUAUUGGCUCGUGAGCCUCGAAGCCUGUUCCGUGGCCUUUAUGAGGCUACUACAGCCUCCAACCAAUCUUGCGAGACACUGAUCGAGGCAUAG
Penicillium brevicompactum is the source of this 3888-nucleotide messenger RNA. RefSeq lists its product as uncharacterized. The record is from RefSeq and is a predicted model, not a curated record. Gene Ontology annotation, biological process: transmembrane transport. The transcript is spliced from 9 exons. Bases 1 to 3888 code for a protein of 1295 amino acids. NCBI's taxonomy places the organism in Eukaryota, Fungi, Ascomycota, Eurotiomycetes, Eurotiales, Aspergillaceae. Gene Ontology annotation, cellular component: membrane. Gene Ontology annotation, molecular function: ATP hydrolysis activity; ABC-type transporter activity; ATP binding.